Molecule: messenger RNA, 1268 nt
Organism: Pyrus x bretschneideri (Chinese white pear)
Lineage: Eukaryota; Viridiplantae; Streptophyta; Magnoliopsida; Rosales; Rosaceae
Product: eukaryotic translation initiation factor 3 subunit F
Exons: 6
Coding region: 115-972 (285 amino acids)
Biological process (GO): translational initiation
Cellular component (GO): eukaryotic translation initiation factor 3 complex, eIF3m
Molecular function (GO): translation initiation factor binding; translation initiation factor activity; metallopeptidase activity
Source: RefSeq, a predicted model, not a curated record
UCUUCUCUCACUAUCCCCCAAAACCCUAGUGCUCGCUCCAUCCUCCGCGCUCUUUCUCGCUUGCACUCUCUUAUAGCCCUAAACAAAAUCCAGAUCCAUCGGCGGUGAGAGAGAAUGGCGGCGAUCGAGCACACCGUGUUGCAGUUCUCGACGUCUCCGUCGUCGAGCUUGUCGGCGAAGGUUCAUCCUCUCGUCAUCUUUAACAUCUGCGAUUGCUACGUCAGGCGUCCCGACCAGUCGGAGCGCGUCAUCGGCACGCUCCUCGGCUCCGUCCUGCCUGACGGAACUGUCGACAUCAGAAACUCCUACGCUGUUCCUCAUGUGAGCGCCGAGCAGGUUGCUUUAGAUAUUGAGUACCAUCACAAUAUGUUGAUAUCCCACCAGAAGGUGAAUCCCAAGGAAGUCAUUGUUGGAUGGUAUUCAACUGGUCUUGGAGUUACUGGUGGUAGUGCAUUGUUUCAUGAAUUCUAUUCUAGAGAAGCUCCCAACCCGGUUCAUUUGACUGUUGAUACUGGAUUUGUUAAUGGAGCGGGUACCAUAAAAGCUUAUGUUUCGGUGAAUUUGUCUCUUGGAGAUCGGCAACUUGCUGCGCAGUUUCAAGAAAUUCCUCUUGAUCUUCGCAUGGUUGAAGCUGAGCGAGUUGGAUAUGAUAUUUUAAAGACCCCAAUGGUUGACAAACUCCCAACUGAUCUUGAAGGAAUGGAAGCCUCAAUGGAGCGGCUUCUAGCUUUAAUUGAUGAUGUUUACAAAUAUGUUGACAAUGUUGUGGAAGGCCGUGUUGAACAAGAUAACACUAUAGGGAGAUUUCUUUUCGAUACGAUCGCAUCUCUUCCAAAACUGUCUCCAUCAGCUUUUGAUAAGCUUAUCAAUGACAGCCUGCAGGACAACUUGCUCUUACUGUACUUGUCAAGCAUCACAAGGACACAGCUCACCUUAGCCGAAAAAUUGAACACGGCUGCUCAGGUUCUGUAAUGCCUUCGCUUACAGUACCUAUGUCAUGAGAUUCUACUUUUGAAAGUAAUCUGUCAAAGGAUAUAUGACCAACUGUGAGAACGGGGUCCUUGUUUGCAGAGAAGGGUGUAAUAUUUUUAUUUCCAUUGAAAGUAUAGGUAGGAUUGUUCAAUCUUUUCAAUACUGCUUUAAUGGUUGGCUAGAAACAUGAUCAAUUUUGGAGCUAAUUUUAUGGUUCGUAUCCUGUUUCUGUACCGUUGUUUGAAGCUUCGACUUUGUAGUUUAUUUUACCAAAUUCAGAAUAGGUUGUUCCCUAA